Messenger RNA from Zygotorulaspora mrakii, 360 nucleotides. It is a transcript of the gene SPG1, whose product is annotated as Spg1p. Lineage: Eukaryota; Fungi; Ascomycota; Saccharomycetes; Saccharomycetales; Saccharomycetaceae. The record is from RefSeq and is a predicted model, not a curated record. The transcript has a single exon. Bases 1 to 360 code for a protein of 119 amino acids.
AUGAAAUUAGAUUCAAGCAUUUAUCAGGAAGCUCAGAAGGCUGCAAGAUUCCCUAGGUUGCGGCUGUUGAUGUUAGGUGUCGUAUGCGGCGCGGUUGUACCCACUAUCUACAUUAGAAACUACUUCAUUCCUCGUUUCAGAAGGGAGGCUUUGCAGGAUGUUUCAAACAUAUCAGAGCAGAGGGGCGCUUCUGUAAUGGAUCCAAGCGCUUUUCACAAAACUAAACCAAUUUUAAAGCUUUGGCCCAUGUUAAACACCCACAUUCGUGAGGAUUUGAUGAAUCAGGAUUCAUCAAAUGUUGAGACAGAUAAGAAAAUGAGUGACGAUUCAACAAUAGUUAUGUUCUCGUCCAUCAUGUAA